This is a messenger RNA of Thlaspi arvense, 2157 nucleotides long. NCBI's taxonomy places the organism in Eukaryota, Viridiplantae, Streptophyta, Magnoliopsida, Brassicales, Brassicaceae. The record is from the annotation of a GenBank genome assembly.
UAAUAAAAGAACAAAUGACAGACAUUUCUGCUUUAUAAAUAUAUAAAAAUAUAUGAAAAAGGACAGAAAUCCCCUUGUUAUAUUAAAAAUAUAUGAAAAAGGAGAAUCUCCUGAUUUAUAAAGAAAUUGGCAUCACAAAUUAUAGAGAGAGAUAUAUAUAAGUUCUGAAUUAGGAGAUUCUCCUUCAUUUCUGCUUAGCAUUUUGCUUUGAUUAAAAACCAUUUUGCCAUUUUCAUUUUUGCUAUCUCCGUGUUCUACUGAGAGGAAAAAUGAGAGGUGUAGCAACAAAGAUCGCCGGCGUUGCGCCGCUGUUUAUGCUUUUCAUCGCCGGAGCAAUCUCCGCCUUUGAAGACAUCGAAAAGUUACGGAUUUGGCCGUUGCCGGCGGAAGUUAACCACGGCGGCCGGAGAAUGGUUCUGAGCGAAGGUUUCAAGCUUGUCACAGAGGGAAGCAAAUACGAAGACCCUUCAGGGAUUUUGAAAGAAGGAUUCGAUAGAAUGCUCGGAAUCGUGAGGCUGAGCCACGUCGUCUCCGGGGACGGAAAUUCUUCUGGCUCCGGUGGAUCUUCUCUGCUUCAGGGACUCCACGUCAUCAUCUCCUCGUCUUCCGAUGAGUUGGAAUAUGGAUCAGACGAGUCGUACAAAUUGGUGGUUGCAUCCCGAGAGAAGCCGUCUUAUGCACAACUUGAGGCAAAUAGCGUCUACGGUGCAUUGCAUGGCCUACAGACUUUCAGCCAGUUAUGCCACUUUAAUAUGAAGAAAAAGGUAAUAGAGAUUUUAAUGACUCCAUGGAAUAUCACAGACCAGCCCAGACUCUCUUACCGUGGUCUUUUGAUCGAUACAUCCCGUCAUUAUUUGCCACUUCCUAUUAUCAAGAACGUGAUUGAUUCCAUGACAUACGCCAAACUCAAUGUGCUUCAUUGGCACAUUGUGGAUUCACAGUCAUUUCCGUUAGAGAUUCUUUCGUAUCCAAAGCUAUGGAAUGGGGCUUACUCUUUCUCUCAGAAGUAUACCUUUGAAGACGCUACUGCGAUCGUUAAAUAUGCUCAACGACGAGGGAUUCAUGUUUUGGCUGAGAUUGAUGUUCCAGGACAUGCUCUUUCAUGGGGAAAAGGAUAUCCUUCACUGUGGCCCUCCAAGAAUUGUCAAGAACCACUUGACGUGAGCAGUGACUUUACAUUCAAGGUCAUUGAUGGCAUUCUCUCUGAUUUCAGCAAGAUCUUUAAGUUUAAAUUUGUCCACUUGGGAGGCGAUGAAGUCAAUACAACUUGCUGGUCUACAACACCGCGAAUAGCCCAAUGGCUAAAAAAACAUCGGAAGACUGAAGCACAAGCUUAUGAAUAUUUUGUACUGCGAGCUCAAAAAAUUGCUUUGUCUCAUGGAUAUGAAAUCAUCAAUUGGGAAGAAACCUUCAACAAUUUUGGAGGCAAAUUAAGCCCAAAAACCGUGGUUCACAACUGGCUUGGUACAGGAGUUGUUGAGAAAGUGACAGCGUCCGGUUUAAGGUGUAUAGUGAGUAACCAAGACAAAUGGUAUUUGGACCAUAUAGACACACCUUGGCAAAUGUUUUACGUGAACGAGCCACUUGAAAACAUAAAUGAUCAAAAGCAACAAAGCCUAGUACUUGGUGGUGAGGUUUGCAUGUGGGGUGAACACAUUGAUGCUUCUGACAUUGAACAAACCAUUUGGCCUCGCGCCGCCGCAGCCGCAGAGCGGUUAUGGACACCCUAUGCAAAGUUGGCUAAAAAUCCCAACAAGGUAACGACGAGGUUGGCUCACUUUAGAUGCUUGUUGAAUCAACGAGGAGUUGCCGCUGCACCUUUGGUUGGUGGUGGUCGAGUCGUGCCUUUCGAACCAGGUUCAUGUCUCGCUCAGUGACGACCGAGAAAUAGUUUAGAUUGUAGAAUAUGUUACAAUCAGCAGUACCCUGUGUGAGCACAAGCAACAGCCUGCAAGCAAGUGAAAUUCUAAGAUAAACCAAAUACAGUAGUUCAAAAAUAUUGAUUAAAGGUUUUACUUUUUGUAUUUAUUUUACGUUUUAGUUUUUUUAAUCUUUGCAAUUGUUAAUCUUCGAAAUUGUUAUAAACAAAGAGAACAGAUUGAAAAUUACUCAAUUAGGGGUCGCCAAUUUAUAAAAUGAUAAUUUUUUUUUUCAACU